Molecule: messenger RNA, 1246 nt
Organism: Papaver somniferum (opium poppy)
Lineage: Eukaryota; Viridiplantae; Streptophyta; Magnoliopsida; Ranunculales; Papaveraceae
Product: alpha N-terminal protein methyltransferase 1-like
Exons: 8
Coding region: 218-1057 (279 amino acids)
Biological process (GO): N-terminal protein amino acid methylation
Cellular component (GO): cytoplasm
Molecular function (GO): methyltransferase activity
Source: RefSeq, a predicted model, not a curated record
UAGUGGCUCUUCCUAUGCAGCCAAGGGAAAGAAAAAAAUCAGAGCGGAUUGGAGUGGAGUGGGGCAAGAACGCAAAAUGCCUUCUCUGCAUAAAACGUUAGUAUCGACGAGGAUUCUGAUUUAAUCUCCCUAUCUUUUCUGUCCGAUCAAAUUUUAUUGAUCAAUUUUUUGAUUUUGAGAGGAAAAAUAGUGAGAGAGAAGGGGGGAGAGAAAGAAGAUGGAGAUGUGUGGGUUAGAUUCUGAUGGGAAAGAAUUUAAGAGCUCGGAUGAGAUGUGGAGACAUGAGUUUGGGGAACAAGGAGAUGAUGAUCAACACAAAAACAAGAAUGAAUGGUACCGUAAAGGUGUUGGAUACUGGGAAGGUGUCGAGGCAUCUGUUGAUGGUGUAUUGGGUGGAUAUGGGCAUGUUAAUGAUACUGACAUUAAAGCUAGUGAAGAUUUUCUCAAGAGUAUUAUCUCUGAACGACUCGGUACCAAUAGAAAACUCGCUGCUUUGGAUUGUGGUUCGGGUAUUGGACGGGUCACUAAGAAUCUUCUUCUAAGAUAUUUCAGUGAGGUUGAUCUUGAAGAGCCAGUAUCCCAUUUUCUUGAAGCCGCACGUGAAAGUCUGUCCCCAGAGAAUGGAACAGUCUCUGAUGAUCAAAAGGCUGUCAAUUUUUAUUGUGUUCCACUUCAGGAAUUCACUCCAGAAGCAGGGCGAUAUGAUGUCAUAUGGGUGCAAUGGUGUAUUGGGCAGCUUGCUGAUGACGACUUUGUAUCGUUCUUCAAGCGAGCAAAGGUUGGUCUCAAACCUAACGGCGUUUUUGUCCUAAAAGAGAAUAUUGCAAAAUCAGGAUUUGUGUUGGACAAGGAGGAUAAGAGUGUUACAAGGUCAGAUUUGUACUUCAAAGAGCUCUUCAAACAGUGUGGGCUGCAUCUCUUCAAGUCAAAGGAUCAAAAGGGAUUUCCUGCAGAGUUAUUUCCAGUGAAAAUGUAUGCGUUAACCACUGAUAUGCCUAGGCGAGUUCAUGGGACCAGAUCCAAAAUUCGAUCCAAUCUACCUGGCCUUAUCAAGUGAAAAUCUCUUCUUUUUAAUUUUAUUCUUGUAGUUUAGUCUAUGGGUAUUUUAUCACUAACUAAAUCUUGUAUUUGAGAUUGCAUCUCUCAAUCUAGUCACGCAAUACUGAAAACCUGCCUUUUGGGGCAGCUAAUCUAUUUUGUUUGAAUUGAUUAUUAUAUGAUGUCGCUUGGUUUUCCCUGUUCUUUA